AUGGAUGAACAAAAUUGUCCCGACAAUGUGGAUGUAGAUGAUAUGAGAAGAACAGUGACGGCAUUGAAGGAGAACGUGGAGGCAAUCAACCGUGCCUUGUGCUCUCAAAUCAGUGCUACAAACAUUGAAAAACAAUUGUUGGGAGAAAUACAGGAUAUGAAAUUACAGUUGUGUGAGUUGAGUGAAAGUUUAAAGCAUCAGACUUCAGUCAGUGUCUGUGAUGACAUGUGUGGUCAGGCGUCAUGUGUGCGAAGGGACUCCAGGUUGCAAUUAAGUAGAGACAUUGAGGAAAUUAAAUGUUGCCUCCAACACUUGACUGCAGGCCUCGGUUGCUCCUCCCCACCUCUCAGUUGCCCCAAAUGUGGCUCGCCACCGUGUGAGAGUUUGAGAGAUGACAAUAAUGAUGAAGUGGAAUGCAAGUCCGAAAGUCCUUCUCCACUCAUGGAGUGUCAGAUGGCUGUGCAGAUUUCAGAGUGUGACGAUGUCACUCCAAAAUCAAGCAUAAAUCAAUUUGUGUUGGAUAAAGUUGAGGGAUUGAAAACCUCCAUAAAGGAUGCCAUAGCAACAGAGAAAUGCUGUAGUGAAAAUGAAUAUUGUGCUCACUCGGCUAGGGAAAAAGAUGAAAUGGGCAAUGUUUGUAGUCAAGAUGUGGCAUCCUCUGUGAAAGCCAAAACCUCCAUAGAACGCAUAUUUCAAAUAUUGCAGGACUUGGAGAGCAUUCUUUCUGCUGACAAAUCCAACCUCAGUCAGGACCGAGCUCUGGUGCUUGUGUGUACGUUAAAGCACCUUCUAGAGUCUGAAUUCAGCACUCCAAAUGCAAAAGCUGAUGACGAGUGGACGCUUCAGGAGGGAGCUGAACAAUACAUCUACCCACCACCACAUCUAAUAGCGCCUUCACCUUGUAUGAUGGAUGGACGAAGGCAUCCUGACUCAUCAAGCCACAAGGGCUCUUCAGCUUCUCUCUGCGGAAGCGGUGUUUGUAAUCAUCCAACAUUUCCACUCCAAAAUGAUCCAAAUGAAAAUCUUGACACAAAAAUUAAGAAUUUGUUGCGUGAACUUUACUGUGAGUUGCAGUCCUUCGAUGAGGAAGUUAAAGCGAAGGUGCUUUCAAUGUUGGAGGAAAUAAGUGAGACUCUAGAAGCACUACAAAGUUGUCAACAAAAUGAGAUUGCUAUAUCCAUUAAUAUUUGUCCCAACUGUGAAGGUAAUGAAGGAUCGAUGCACUUCGAUACCUGUGGACUGCCUUCAACACCUCAAGAUGGAAUGAUGGGGGAAAAUCGUCCCAACUGUCAACCCUCCAUCAUUCCAACACCAAAUUUGUGCAGUCUGGUGACAGAGCUUCAGAGUCUCAUUCAAUUACUGGAGCCUUCUGCGCAACUCUCCUCGGACUAUGAUUUUGAAUCAAAUCUAAGCUCCACUUUGAGUAGCUUGAAAGAGAUAUUGCAAGAAAAAUGCAAUGAUCCAGAGGUAUUGGAGAGCAUUGGAAACGUUUUGCAAGCCCUGAAGGAGGAGCUUUGUCAACAAGGUGCUAAGACGUCAGUACAAGUUGCCAUCAUUUCUGAGUUGGAAGAGUUACUGACACCUUCUGGUGUCACCUAUCCACAAGGACGAGAUGUCUGCCAAUCGGAUUCCGCUUUAUGUUGUAGAGAGGUGACGAUUCCAAGCGAAACCUACGAUGUGAAGGUACUGACAAUUCUAGACUCCAUAGAAGGCUGUAUUAGAGAAGUUGGCAGUUGUUGUCCAAAGCAUGCAGAAGCAUUGCAAUCGACAAGAAACGGGGAGUGUACGAUCGUGGGGCAUUCAAACGCUUCUGCUCCAAGUUGUGCAGAGGAGGUGGAGUACAAGUCGCCGGCAGUUGUGUGUGCUGAAGCAAUUAAUUCACGAGUGGCUUUGGUUUUAGCCGAACUAAAAGGUGUCGUACAAACAUUGGAGGUGGAGGGCUCCACUCUCCAUUGUGGUACUAUUUCAAAAAUAUUUUACAUUUUCGGUCAAAUUGAAUGCAUUUUGGCAGCCGAUCAACAAAAUGCUUCCACUCUUAUGGAAAUCAAACAAAUUCUUGGACGGAUUAAGGGGCGGAAGGUGGAAACAGUGUCAGAAUGUCCUAUCGCUGAUUGUACGGCACCCUCCACAAAUGCCGAUGGUAUCUGUGAGAUAAAGAAUCAAAAGCAAUUGAGCACAAUGCAAAGUGAAGGGUGUGCUGUCUUGGAGCGUUCAGCCUCCAUCACAUUGUGUCCUGUCCAUCCUACCAACGACAACGACACCCCCAACACCAACUGUCAGGACCGAUGUCAAAGCAGCACAAUGCAUCGUGAAGCCUAUGCUGCCUCAGACGUUUCGGCAUCUUCCACAAUAUGUCCUGCCCACCCUACCAACGACAGCGACAACCCCAAAUGCAACUGCCAAGACCAAAGUCGAAAGAACACAACGCAAAGUGAAGCCUGUGCUGCCAUCAGUAGUCCAGUGUGUCCCAUCCACUCCAAAUCCCCCAGCGAAGGU
Hydatigera taeniaeformis is the source of this 2496-nucleotide messenger RNA. Lineage: Eukaryota; Metazoa; Platyhelminthes; Cestoda; Cyclophyllidea; Taeniidae. The record is from the annotation of a GenBank genome assembly.